Messenger RNA from Corylus avellana, 2753 nucleotides. Its product is annotated as mechanosensitive ion channel protein 8-like. The record is from RefSeq and is a predicted model, not a curated record. Gene Ontology annotation, biological process: monoatomic anion transport; transmembrane transport. Gene Ontology annotation, molecular function: mechanosensitive monoatomic ion channel activity. NCBI's taxonomy places the organism in Eukaryota, Viridiplantae, Streptophyta, Magnoliopsida, Fagales, Betulaceae. Gene Ontology annotation, cellular component: plasma membrane.
AUGGCGGCUGAAACUAAACAAAUAAAUAAUGGAUUUCUCUCGUUCAUAUCAAAUGGCUCUAACAAGCACUUGAGGAAGAUCUCCGCUGGUGGAGACACUGACAGUAGCAACGAGCACCUCCCCAUUCUGUUCGACCACAAAUCCAAUGAGCAGCAGUCAAUGAGAGCCUUUGAACGCUCCGACCGUGGCGAAGUCAUUGUCAAGAUCGACGACGGAGAUUUCUCUGGUAAAAAAGACGCGGUGAACCCCAUCAACAUGAACAACGACAACAACAACAACAGUAGCAAGAUUUGGAGAGACGCCAGCUACGACUUCUGGAAAGAAGACGACGACGACAACAGGAACAACAAUGUGAAUAAUGGGGGUGAGAUGUCUUUGGACAUGGAUCUCGAGAUGGACGAGCUCCGGACUCUCCCUCCGGUGGCCGAGUCUACGAUGAAGGUCACGACCCAGACGUCCAAGGAGCUCAACGUUUCGUUCCAGCCCUCCAAUGCCGGGUUCGAGUCGGCGACCGACGCGGUACGACGUCGUUACAAGGAAGCGUCCGUGGACGAAGAAGAGGGACACCGUAAUCAACAACAACAACGACAAUCGCCGCCGCAACAAGCUCAGCAAUGCGGUAGGGCAAGUGGGUCUGGGGCUUUGGGCGGUGAGGUGGUGAGGUGCACCUCGAACGGGUCGUUUCAAAGGAAGUCGAGCUUGUUGAGAGCGAAGACCAGGUCGAGGCUGAUGGACCCACCGGACGAGCCGGAGAGGCGGUCGGGCCGGGUUCCCACGUCGGGUCAGCUCCUGCUGGCCAAGGCCUUGGACGACGGCGAGGACGACCCGUUCUGGGAUGAUGAUUUGCCGGACGAAUACAAGAAAAGCAGUCUCAGCGCUGUGACUGUGUUGGAAUUCGUGAGCUUGAUUUUGAUCAUCGCCGCUUUGGUUUGCUCUCUUUCGAUUCCUUACUUGAGGAACAAGAAUCUGUGGAAGCUCAAGCUGUGGAGAUGGGAGGUUCUGGUCUUGGUUUUGAUCUGUGGGAGAUUGAUGUCCGGGUGGGGGAUUAGGAUCAUAGUGUUAUUUAUAGAGAGGAGCUUCCUUUUACGCAAAAGGGUUCUCUAUUUCGUUUAUGGGGUUCGAAAGCCGGUGCGUAAUUGUCUGUGGCUGGGGCUUGUUUUGAUAGCUUGGCACUUUUUGUUUGAUAAAAAGGUUGAGAGGGAGACCAAGAGCGAUAAGCUUGGGUAUGUGACUAAGGUUCUCGUUUGUUUGUUGGUUGGUUCCUUGGUUUGGUUGGUGAAGACCCUUAUGGUGAAGGUGUUGGCUUCGUCUUUUCAUGUCAGUACUUAUUUUGAUCGGAUCCAGGAGUCUCUGUUUAACCAGUAUGUGAUAGAGACGCUUUCUGGGAAGCCAUUGAUUGAGAUGCGGAAUGCGGAGGAGGAGAUUAAGCUUGCCGAUGAGGUGAAGAAGCUGCAGAACGCUGGCGCUACUAUCCCCCCCGAUCUCAAGGCCAGUGCUUUCCCUUCGAUGAUGAGUGGAAGGGUUAUAGGGAGUGGAAAGCUUUCUCGGGCAUCGUCCAAGAAGGGGGAUGAUCAAGGGAUCACCAUUGAUCAUCUGCAUAGGUUUAAUCCCAAGAAUGUGUCGGCCUGGAAUAUGAAGAGGUUGAUGAAUAUUGCUCGGCAUGGGACUCUUUCCACUCUGGAUGAGCAGAUUUUGGGUACCACUAAGGAGGAUGAGACUAAUUCCCAGAUUAGGAGUGAGUUCGAGGCGAAAACUGCAGCCAAGAAGAUAUUUCUGAAUGUCGCUCGGCAAGGGUCCAAGUUCAUCUACCUGGAGGACUUGAUGCAUUUCUUGGUAGAAGAUGAGGCUUUGAAAACCCUGAGUCGCUUUGAAGGAGCCUCUGAUACCAAGAGAAUUAGCAAAUCAUCCUUGAAGAACUGGGUGGUCAAUGCCUUCAGAGAGCGGAGAGCACUUGCUUUGACGUUGAAUGAUAACCAAACAGCCGUGAACACACUUCAUCGAGCCGUGAACAUUAUAGUUGCCCUUGUUAUAUUAGUUAUUUCGCUCCUGAUACUGGGAAUUGCCACCACCAAAUUUCUGCUCCUUGUGAGCUCUCAGCUUGUCGUUGCCGCAUUCAUCUUUGGAAACACCUGCAAGAUAGUAUUCGAAGCAAUCAUCUUCUUAUUUGUAAUGCACCCAUUUGACGUGGGAGAUAGGUGUGAAAUCGAAGGCAUUCAGAUGGUUGUAGAAGAAAUGAAAAUCUUGACUACCAGUUUUCUGAGAUAUGAUAACACAAAGAGUAUUUACCCAAACACUGUUCUUGCUACCAAGUGUAUCAAUAACUUCUUUCGAAGCCCUGACAUGGGAGAUGCUGUUGAGUUCUGUGUCCAUAUAUCUACUCCAGCAGAUAAGAUUGCGCUCAUAAUACAAAGAAUCAUAAGUUAUAUUGAGAGCAAGGAGGAGCAUUGGUAUCCUGCACCUAUGACUAUAUUCAAGGAAGUGGAAGAAUUAAACAGGCUGAAAAUAGCCGUAUGGCUGACACACAGAAUGAACCACCAGGACAUGGGAGAAAGGUGGUCAAGGAGAUCUCUUUUGGUUGAAGAAAUGGUUAAGAUUUUCCGUGAGCUUGACAUUCAGUACCGCCUGCUGCCCAUUGACAUCAAUGUCCCCGCCAUGCCUCCUACUCCUGUGAAUUCUACCCGGCUUCCCUCUACUUGGUCAGAAACUACAAGUUGAGUGAGAAAACAAGAGGAUUUUUUUUUUUUUUUUUUUUU